Messenger RNA from Menidia menidia (Atlantic silverside), 2136 nucleotides. Lineage: Eukaryota; Metazoa; Chordata; Actinopteri; Atheriniformes; Atherinopsidae. The record is from the annotation of a GenBank genome assembly.
GAACAUAAGGAGCACUCUGAGAAGAAAUACAGAGACAAAGAGAAGCUGAAGCACAGCAACGGCAGCCCAGACAAGCACAAAGAAAAACACAAAGAGAAAGAGAAGAGGAGAGAGAUUCAAUCAUCCAGCUCAGAUAAGCUGAGAAACGAGAAGGAAAAUGGAUAUGAAAGAGAGACAAGUCCCGCUCACAUUAAGAGUGAACCUGAACAAGACGACGUCUUCACCCCGUCUCCCAAAGACAGCAAGUCUUCCAAACGGGAGUAUGAUGACGAAGAAUUUGAAUACAAGCCCAAGAAAGUCAAGCUACAACAUGACAAAAAGGCCAAAAAGAGGAAACACGAGUAUGAAGAGGACGAAGACGAUGAGGAUGUCAAGCCCAAAAAGAAGACAAAAGACAAAAAAGCAAAAGAUGGAAAGAAAGUCAUAAAGGAGGAAGAGGAGAAGUGGAAAUGGUGGGAGGAGGAAAGAUACACUGAUGGCUCCAAAUGGCGCUUCCUUGAACAUAAAGGUCCAGUGUUUGCUCCUCCAUAUGAACCAUUGCCUAGCAAAGUAAAAUUUUACUACAAUGGAAAGCCACUGAAAUUAAGUGCCCCUGCUGAGGAGGUAGCCACAUUUUUCGCUAAGAUGCUGGAUCAUGAGUACACCACAAAGGACAUCUUCAGAAAGAAUUUCUUUAAGGACUGGAGGAAGGAAAUGACUUCAGAGGAGAGGGCGGCUAUCACUGACCUAAAUAAAUGUAACUUUAGUGAAAUGAGCGAGUACUUUAAGGCUCAGUCAGAGGCUCGCAAACAGAUGUCAAAGGAAGAGAAACAGAAAAUAAAAGAGGAAAAUGAGCGGGUCCUCCAGGAGUACGGCUUCUGCAUCAUGGACAACCACAAGGAGAGGAUCGGAAACUUCCGCAUCGAGCCGCCAGGCCUUUUCAGAGGACGCGGUGACCAUCCAAAGAUGGGAAUGCUGAAACGGCGUAUCAGACCUGAAGAUAUAAUUAUCAACUGUAGCAAGGAUUCUAAGCACCCAAAACCUCCCCAAGGGACAAAAUGGAAGGAGGUUCGUCAUGACAACAAGGUGACCUGGCUAGUGUCAUGGACAGAGAACAUCCAGGGCUCCAUCAAAUACAUCAUGUUGAACCCCAGCUCGAGAAUCAAAGGGGAAAAGGACUGGCAGAAAUAUGAGACAGCACGACGUUUAAAGAAGAGUGUGGAUCACAUCCGGACUCAGUAUAGAGACGACUGGAAGUCAAAAGAGAUGCGGAUCAGACAGAGAGCCGUGGCGCUGUAUUUUAUUGACAAGUUGGCACUGAGAGCGGGUAAUGAAAAGGAGGAGGGUGAGACGGCUGACACUGUUGGCUGCUGCUCACUGCGGGUGGAGCACAUCAGACUUUACCCUAAGUUGGAUGAGCAGGAGUAUGUUGUGGAGUUUGACUUCUUGGGGAAAGACUCCAUCCGAUACUACAACAAGAUUCCAGUGGAGAAGAGGGUCUUUAAAAACCUCCGGUUGUUCCUGGAAAACAAGAAACCCCAAGACGAGCUAUUCGACAGGCUGAAUACUUCUAUUCUAAACAAGCACUUACAGGAACUGAUGGAUGGACUAACAGCCAAGGUUUUCCGUACUUACAAUGCCUCGAUCACUCUGCAGCAGCAGCUCAAAGAACUUACCUGCACUGAUGACAGCAUCCCAGCCAAGAUCCUGUCAUACAACCGAGCCAACAGGGCAGUGGCCAUUCUUUGUAACCACCAAAGAGCUCCACCCAAGACAUUUGAGAAGUCCAUGCAGAAUCUUCAGACCAAGAUAGAUGACAAACAAAACCAGCUGUCCGUAGCAAGGACGCAGCUGAGGGCUGCCAAGGCUGACCACAAGGCUUCCCGGGAUGAAAAAAGCAGAAAGCUUGUGGAGAUGAAGCGUAAAGCUUUGCAGAGGAUAGAGGAGCAGCUGAUGAAACUUCAGGUUCAGGCCACAGACAGAGAAGAGAAUAAGCAGAUUGCUCUGGGAACUUCCAAACUCAACUACCUGGAUCCGCGCAUUUCAGUGGCUUGGUGCAAGAAGUGGAGCGUUCCUAUUGAGAAGAUUUACAACAAAACCCAGAGAGAGAAGUUUGCCUGGGCCAUCGACAUGGCUGAAGAGGAUUAUGAAUUUUAA